UAUAAUCCAACGGUCCAACCCCCGGUCCCUGAUAGCCCUCCUGGUGGCCUAGCCCUCUUUCUCAACUCGAGUCUUAAGUUCAGCGGCUUUAAUAAUUUAAUUUUGUCAAAGCGACGCAAAGGCGGGAAAAUUAAUAAAAUCUCCCUACCUCUCUCCCCCUCCUCUCUCUCUCUAUCUCUCUCCCUCUCUCUUUCCUUUGCCCAAGGGUUCUGCUCAAUUUCUCGUGAAAUCUUGUUGAAUUAAUUGUACAUGUGGUCAAGCGAAGAUGCAGAGGAUUAAUGUAUCUGUAAGAGCAAGGCCACUCUCGCCUGAAGAUGCUAAGUCAAGCCCUUGGUGCAUCUCCGGCAACUCUAUUUUCAUCCCCAAUCACUCUGCCAAGUUCGAAUUCGAUAGGAUUUUCGGAGAGGAGACGAAGACUGUUGAGGUUUACGAGUCUCGAACGAAGGAUAUUGUUGCUGCUGCUGUCCGUGGUUUUAACGGGACUGUGUUUGCGUAUGGACAAACGAAUAGUGGAAAGACGCAUACGAUGCGUGGCUCGGCUGCUGAACCUGGGGUCAUUCCGCUUGCUGUUCAUCAUGUUUUUGAUAUUAUACAAGAGGUUAUGGAUCGGGAGUUUCUUUUACGUAUGUCAUAUAUGGAGAUUUAUAAUGAGGAGAUCAAUGAUCUUUUGGUUCCCGAGCAUCGCAAACUACAGAUCCAUGAAAGCAUAGAGCGAGGAAUAUAUGUUGCUGGUUUAAGGGAGGAAAUUGUUGCCUCAGCAGAACAAGUCCUUGAACUUCUAGCUUUUGGAGAAUCUCAUCGCCAUAUUGGUGAAACAAAUAUGAACGUGUAUAGUAGCAGAUCUCAUACAAUUUUUCGAAUGAUAAUUGAGAGCAAGGAUGAUAGUCAAGAUGAUGAUACAGGGACUUCUUGUGAUGCUGUUCGUGUAUCUGUUUUGAACCUAGUGGACCUAGCUGGUUCAGAACGUGCUGCGAAGACUGGUGCUGAAGGUGUUCGCUUGAAAGAGGGUUCCCACAUUAAUAAAAGCCUGAUGACUCUUGGUACCGUGAUCAAAAAAUUAAGCGAAGGUGCUGAAAGCCAGGGGAGUCAUGUUCCCUAUCGUGAUAGCAAAUUAACACGCAUUUUGCAGCCUGCACUUGGGGGAAAUGCAAAUACUGCUAUUAUAUGCAAUAUUACACUUGCCCAGAUUCAUGCUGAUGAGACUAAAAGUAGUCUUCAAUUUGCAAGCCGAGCUUUGCGUGUCACAAACUGUGUUAUAGUGAAUGAGAUCUUGACGGAUGCAGCAUUGUUAAAACGCCAAAAAAGAGAGAUCGAGGAGCUUCGGGCCAAAUUGCAGGGAUCUCAUUCAGAACACUUUGAAGAGGAGAUUCUUAAUCUGCGCAACACCUUAUUACAGACUGAACUGGAAAGGGAGAGAAUUGCCUUGGAGCUGGAGGAGGAAAAGAAAGCACAAGCAGAAAAGGAGAGGAGAUUGCUAGAGCAAGACAAAAAAAUUAAGAACUUGAGUUCAAUGGUGUUGUGUUCCAAUAGGGAUGAUAACCGAGAUCGUUACAAGAAGGAGAAGAGACGCGAUACUUGGUGCCCUGGCAAACUUUCUAGGGAGACUGUGAAGGAGCUUAAUUCCUCCUCAACCCUAAAAAAGGAUUCCGCAUCUAAACCAAUUAGAUCUGGACGUGACAUGGGACCACUUCUACCUUUUGAAGAACUAGUAAAUGAAGCGAGCACAGAUGAUUUUUGCAAGGAAGAAAAAAGUUGCAGUAAUAAUUCACAAGAAGAAUGUGCUCUUCCUCAGCCACAUGCCUUGCUGCACGUCACUAGCAGAAAAAAAGCAAGCACAAAGAAGAAAAAUUUGCUGGAAUGCACUGACUUGGAGCAUGUGCAAAAAGAAUAUGAAGAUCUAUUGUUACAAUUUGAAGCACAGAAAACUACGAGUGAUCUAAAAAUUUCUUAUUUGACAAGAAGGCUCGAAGAGGCUGGUCUUUGUGUGGACAAUACUGCAGAUGAUUCUACGAUUCAUACAAAUAAAAAUGAAAGAUUAGAUGAGUCUGAAGCUAUCCUCGUGAUCAAGGAACUUCAAGAAAAGGUUUAUUCUAUUAACAUGCUUGAGAUGGAUAAGUCUUCAAGCCAGCAAAAUUUGGAUGACGUUGUUCAGUUAAUUACUGAGCAGCAGAUUAGUGCAGAUGUGAAGUUUGAAGAGAUUUAUGAAGAGCUUAAGAAUGCAAGGGAGGAGGCCAAGGUGGCUCGUGAAUCAGUAAAUUCCGUGGAAUCAUUCAGUUGUGAUGAAGGUUCUGAAUAUUUUUCCAAGGCAUCAAGAGAAGUACAAGAAAUUCUAGCUGAAUUUGCAAACUCAAGACAUGGCAUAGAGGCCAUCUUCUCAGUUGUGGAUGAACUAUUUCAGAACCUCUCUCUCAUGCUAUCCUGUUUCACUGAUCUAAAGUGUCAAGCUUCUGAGGAUAAUUCUCUACUUAAAGGAAUGAUCUAUGAUCAUACUAAAAUAUGGAGUUGCAUGAAACACAAUAUUAGUGAACUCGAAAAGGGAAAGAUUGAUAUGUACAAUCAAUACGUGGAUCGCCAAGGGAAGAUAGAAGAGUUGAGCCUUGAUGUCAAAAAUUCAGCAAAAGCCUUUGACGAGCUUUCUGAACAACGAGAAAUCGAAAAAUGUAGCUUACUUUCAGAAAUUCAAGCUCUGCAGAAGGAGAUAUCAUCUUUGUCAUCUUCUUCAUUGGCCAAGGAGAAAGAAAGUAUGCGGAAAGAUUUGGAGAAAACAAAAGCAAAGCUGAAAGAGACGGAAUCUAAACUCAAGAACAUGAUACAGGAGAAAACAAAACUUGAGGGUGAAAAGGCAUGUGCUGAGAGAGAAAUGAAAAAGUUACAUGCCCAGAAGAUCACUCUUGAACGCGAUAUUAGUAAACAAGGCCAAAUAUCAGAGAGAAGGCGUGAUUCGAUGGUCGACAGGAGGUCAAGUAUUUUUGAUGCCAAAAGACCAAAGGGUCUUUCCAUUGCCUUCGACCAGGUCAUGCAGGAGGACUACAGAAAACUGGAAGUUCUAGCGUUUGAGAUGGAGACAACUAUUGCUUCCCUGGAAGAAGAAUUGUCUACUGCACGUGCGGAAAAGGAACAUGCCACAUCUACUAUUGAAGGUUUGGACGUAGAAAUGCAGAGUCUAUCAGACAAGCUAGUGAUGUCAAACUCAGAACUAUCCGUAUUUGAGGAAGCAGUUUCAACUCUUAUUUCAGAUUUGGAAGAAUCUAAGUCUCAAAAUGAGAAACUCGAGUGUUCUCUCAGGAUGUUGGUGGAAGAAAAGGAAGAGUUAGCAACGCAACUUACGGAUGCUCUUCUGGCAAUGGAGGAAGUAAAGGCAGUAAGGUCUUCUAUAGAGAAAAGUUCGCUUCAAUCCAUUAAGGAAGCAUCCGAGUCGUAUAAUUCCAAGAUUACAUUGUUAUCUAGUGAAGUAUCACAGGUGAGAAGUGAAUUGGAGUCUUCUAAAGAAGAAUACAAGGUCCUUAUGGACAAGUUGUUAGCUUCUGAGAAAAAUGCUGAAUCGGAGAAGUCCUGGAGCAUGGAGAAGUGUCAAGAGAACGAGAGACUGAGAGAUGAACUAAAAGUGGCUGUAAAUGCAAGUCAAAAAUUACAAGAAGCAAGUUUCUCACAGCUAUCAAAGUUGAAAUCAGAAAUUGAGGAGUUGAAAAAGAAGCUUACUUCCUUGGAGACGGAAAAUCAUAUAGAUCAAAUCAGUAACAGAACUGAAAAAGCAAAACUCAGAAUGAGGCUGCGAGGGACGCAACAUAAGUUGGAGGCUGCUCUUUUUAGACACAGCGAGGCUGUUGAUGAGUUGGAUCUCAUGAAUAGGAACUACGAAGCAGCUUCCCAGAAGUUGAAGGAGCAGUUGUCUAUAUAUUGCACUGAGGUGCUCACCCUUAAGAAGCAACUUGCUGCAAAGGGACAAUGAGUGACAAAUCCAGAGCGAUGGAAUUGGUAAUAAUCCAUCAUGUGGUGAAAGGAGUAUUCUAAUUUCGGUUGAUGAUUAAUAUAUCCAUCGCCAUAAAAUAUGUCAAUUUUGUAAUUUAAAAUAUUAUUCCUAUUUGUAAUGGUUAAUAGCUUACAGGAUAUCCUUCAUGACUAAUAUUAUCCAGAUUGUUCCUAUC
Molecule: messenger RNA, 4145 nt
Organism: Daucus carota subsp. sativus
Lineage: Eukaryota; Viridiplantae; Streptophyta; Magnoliopsida; Apiales; Apiaceae
Product: kinesin-like protein KIN-7O
Exons: 30
Coding region: 266-3949 (1227 amino acids)
Biological process (GO): microtubule-based movement
Molecular function (GO): ATP binding; microtubule binding; microtubule motor activity
Source: RefSeq, a predicted model, not a curated record